AGGAUCCGGCGUUCCAACCCAGCGGGAAAAUGCGGCCGCUGACUGAAGAGGAGACCCGAGUAAUGUUUGAGAAGAUAGCAAAAUACAUCGGGGAGAAUCUUCAGCUGCUGGUCGACAGGCCCGACGGCACCUACUGUUUCAGGCUCCACAAAGACCGAGUGUACUACGUGAGUGAGAAGAUUUUGAAGUUGGCCGCCAAUAUCUCCGGUGACAAGCUGGUGUCGUUGGGGACGUGCUUCGGAAAAUUCACCAAGACUCAUAAGUUUCGGUUGCACAUCACGGCUCUGGAUUACCUAGCACCCUAUGCCAAGUAUAAAGUGUGGAUAAAACCUGGAGCAGAGCAGUCCUUCCUGUAUGGGAACCAUGUGCUGAAAUCUGGACUUGGGCGAAUCACUGAAAACACUUCUCAGUACCAGGGAGUUGUCGUGUACUCCAUGGCAGAUGUCCCUCUGGGUUUUGGGGUGGCAGCAAAGUCCACACAAGACUGCAGGAAAGUAGACCCCAUGGCGAUUGUGGUAUUUCAUCAAGCAGACAUUGGGGAAUAUGUGCGACAUGAAGAGACAUUGACUUAAAGCAAAAUCGUCGCAAGGACUUGUGGCUGUGUGGAAGGGGCUAGUUUUGUUUCCUGUGUCUCUGUAGGCGCCACCGUCAUGUUGAAUUUUUGUCAACACUGUGACCUCUUCAGGGAUUUCUUAGUUUAAUAUUUUCUCUAUCACGGACAAAUGCAGG
This is a messenger RNA of Budorcas taxicolor (takin), 729 nucleotides long. It is a transcript of the gene NIP7, whose product is annotated as nucleolar pre-rRNA processing protein NIP7. Gene Ontology annotation, cellular component: nucleolus; preribosome, large subunit precursor; nucleus. Gene Ontology annotation, biological process: ribosomal large subunit biogenesis; ribosome assembly. The transcript has 5 exons. Bases 30 to 572 code for a protein of 180 amino acids. The record is from RefSeq and is a predicted model, not a curated record. Gene Ontology annotation, molecular function: RNA binding. NCBI's taxonomy places the organism in Eukaryota, Metazoa, Chordata, Mammalia, Artiodactyla, Bovidae.